Phalaenopsis equestris is the source of this 2038-nucleotide messenger RNA. RefSeq lists its product as uncharacterized. The transcript has 4 exons. The coding region runs from base 142 to 1779 and encodes 545 amino acids. The record is from RefSeq and is a predicted model, not a curated record. NCBI's taxonomy places the organism in Eukaryota, Viridiplantae, Streptophyta, Magnoliopsida, Asparagales, Orchidaceae.
GGGCCGGACCUCAACUCCCCGUUUUCCCCUCCACUACUGCUGCUUACAGCCUCCAACCGCCAUCGCUGACUCCUUCAGAGCUCGAGAGCAAAGAGGAAGAGGAGGAAGAGGAGGAAGAGGAAAACCUAGUUCUAUCUGAUCAUGGAAGAGGAGGCCGAGAAAAUGGCGGCUCUGAAGAGGGCCUAUGCGGACAUCAUCCUCAAUACCGCAAAGGAAUCGGCGGCGCGGGUUCUUUCGGCGGAGCGCAGGGCGCUUGGUUUUCAGCAAAGCCUCUUCGCGGCCAAGGAGGACGCUGUGGCCGCCAUGGUCCGGUUAAAGGCCAUCAUGGAGGAUAAGAUUAGAGAAGCCGAGAAGGAAGCUUUGUAUCAGGCAAAGAAGAUUGACGAGCUUGAACUUCAGCUUGGGGAAGCAGAGGAUACAAUAGUUGAUCUUAGAGAAGAUCUAAAAAAAGUGAGGGAAGAAUUGAUGAUAAUAAAAAAUGGUUCAGUUUGGCCAUUGAGUGAAGGAAACAUAAAUGAAAUCUUUAUGGCAUCCAAAAAUGUAGGGAAGGAAACUAGUUCUGGUAACUUGAAUGGACUUGGAAAUAUGCCAAUUAUCUCUAAUAAUAUGACAUCAUUGACUCAGAAAACCACUGAUACCGAUCUGUGUUGCCUUCGAAAUGCUGAAAAAGCUGAAUAUCCUAAAGAAUUUUCAGAGGGUGAAUCUCCAGGAAACACUGAUUUGGCUUCUAUAAUAUGGAGAAAAGUACCUGAGCUUUAUAGGAAAGGUUAUACCCAACGAAUCCAUGCACUGGAGCAUGAUUUGAUAUCUUCAAAGGGGCCUGAUCUUCAAAUUCCCUGUAAAACAGAUUCUGCAAUUUCAGAUAAUAGAACAACACAGGUUAAGGAUGCUUUGAUGUUUAAAGUGACAGAGGAAGAAAUAGGCUUCUGCCACACUGUAGAUACUGAACAAGAACCAGGUUGCAGUGGGAAAGUUUAUUCUAUUUCCUCCGAUGGAUUUUUGUCACCCAGAAAGAAAAGAAUGAUAAAUAACCAGUCGAAUGCUUUCCCUGAUGGUAUUUUUUCAGAUGAAUUAAAGUCUUGUAUCAUUAGCUCUAAGUUCACGGUCCAUGAUAAUUGGAAUGAAACCGAAGCACCCAAGGAAACUCGAACUCCUUUUAUUGGUGAAACUACAGAAGAUAGAAAGUGUUUUGCAGAGAUUUCUGCAGAAAAGGAAAGUUUGAUGUUGAAUAGAUGUAGAUUGGAUGCGUCUAUAAAGAUGGAACGAAUGGAGAUCAAGCAGUGCUCCAAAGGAAUAACCUGCCAAAACUUUCAGAAGCAAAACCAGUCUGUUUGUGAAGAUAAAUUUCUGCAGAAUUCAUUGAGUAACAGUGAAUAUGCGAAUGAUCGUUUCUUAGAAAGGACAUUUUCCAUUGAGGAAGAUGUAGAAAAUAGAAGAGAAGUGGCGAUAGAUUCAAAGGAAGAAGAGGAAAAUUUAACAGAAAAUUCGGACGAUCUAAAAACUGAAACCAAAGAUAUCGCAAAUGGAACUGCUCAAACUGGAACAGAUAAAUUCCUGAAAUAUACCUUCCAGAGGAAAAGAAAGAAGGAAUUUUCUCCUACAAAAAAUGAGAUCAACUUCGCUGAGAAAAAGCCAACUUUGAAGCCAAAAUCUGUGGAUAAGCAAAAUUCAGUGCCUGUAUCUUCGAAAUCUAGUUUGGCAACUGACUUACCUCGAGAUAAUAGGCGACUCGUUCAAGUUGCUCGCCAGCUGAUUUCUUUGUCUGAGAAGAGGUGGUGAUGUUCUUUCUUCCAUUCAUCUUUUUGAUCCAACAAGAAAAUUUCCAUCCAGAAACAUAUUUCAGAAGAUGGCCAACCGCUCAAUGCUGGAGAGGGGCUGCUGUCAGAAUAUCACAAUUAAUUUGUUGUGGUAUGAAAACAUUAGGCAUGGCUCUGUUAGCUAAAGGUUGAAUCUAGAAAAUGUUAGAUGCAUAUAUCAAAAUAGCAGAGCUGCUGCGUUGUAAAAUGUGGAAUAUGAGAAUGCAGGCCUCUUUGCUGGG